AUGUUUCGAAUGUCGCGCGUUACAACAUCCUGUAUCGAUCUAUCUUUUUUGUCGACACAAAUAUUUGGAAACUGGUUGGACGCAUGUCUUAUUCGUUUGAAAAAUCGAUACGCUCAUACAGACUUACCGAGGGUAAAUUUUCAAGAGUAUCGCAGGAAAACUGUUCGAGAUGAGGACUUAUCAACCGCCCGAAGCAUCGAUGAACGGAGAACAACCACUUCUUCGUCCGCUUUCGUUGCCAGCGUCGCAACCCUCUAUGGGAUAAAGUCUCACAUGUUGCACUAUGUGUACUUUUUGUCUGCGUCACGUGACAUUUUGGCUGACGCACAGAUUGAAAUCAGCUUAAGAGAUAUAACAAAAAACGUUCGCCUAUACAACUUUUAUGUAUUUCCUACUCCGUCUCCGCAAGUCGUCAUAGAUCAAGAAAGACUCGUGAAUCACGCAGAAUUAAGAGACCCGGAACGUGACGACGACAGAACUAAAAGACCCGAAUGGUUGAUCGUGAUCGGAAUUUGCACACACCUUGGUUGCAUUCCAAUUCCUAACGCUGGCAUUAUACCGGGUGGAUUUUACUGUCCAUGUCAUGGAUCCCACUUCGACGGGGCUGGACGUAUACGCAAAGGGCCAGCGCCCACCAAUUUGGAAAUACCGCAAUAUGAAUUUCUUCAAGACGAUGCCAUUCUCGUUGGUUGA
This is a messenger RNA of Dufourea novaeangliae, 693 nucleotides long. Its product is annotated as cytochrome b-c1 complex subunit Rieske, mitochondrial-like. NCBI's taxonomy places the organism in Eukaryota, Metazoa, Arthropoda, Insecta, Hymenoptera, Halictidae. The record is from RefSeq and is a predicted model, not a curated record. The transcript is spliced from 3 exons. The coding region runs from base 1 to 693 and encodes 230 amino acids. Gene Ontology annotation, cellular component: membrane. Gene Ontology annotation, biological process: mitochondrial electron transport, ubiquinol to cytochrome c. Gene Ontology annotation, molecular function: quinol-cytochrome-c reductase activity; 2 iron, 2 sulfur cluster binding.